AGCCAGAGUCGCACCACAGCCUUUCAUAUAUCGAUAGGCAGUGCCCUGAAAUCGAAAUCUGCUUAUAAAUUUUCAAUUAUAAUGAGCGGCUCGCAAUUAUUCCCAGUGAAUCUGAACAACCUGAGUGCCAAGGAGCGACACAACUAUAUACUUAGUAAUUACGUGCUCAACCUACCGACGGAGACGGAAUCCCGUCGCCACAAGCGGGACAUCGAUGUAAUCCGAGAGAAUCACCGCUUCCUGUGGGAGGACGACGAGUUGGAUAGCGACACACUAAGCUGGGAGCAGCGCUUGGCCCUGCGAUACUACAGGAAGCUAUUCAAGGAGUACUGCAUCGCGGACCUGUCCCGCUACAAGGAGAACAAGAUAGCGCUGCGCUGGCGAACGGAACAGGAGGUGGUCACCGGAACCGGGCAGUUCCAGUGCGGCAGCCGGCAUUGCAGGGAGCGGGAUAAUCUGCGCAGCUGGGAGGUAAACUUUAGGUACAUCGAAAAGGGCGAGCCCCUAAAUGCGCUGGUCAAGGUGCGGCUGUGUCCCACCCACACGGAUCAGCUGAACUACCGCACCAAGAAGAGAGAGUGCAAGAAGCAGAGACGCAGGGAAAAGGAGGAACGUCGCGCUGAAAAGAAACGUAAGCGUCGAAAGCUCGAUGUUGAUCACGAAAGUUCUGGCGAAGAGGAAGAGGAGACUGUCGAACCAGCAUCCGAAUCCCAUCCAGAAGCCAGUAAGGACCCCACAGACGCAAAGGAUGCCACCACAGCAGACGACCAGAUUUGGCAACAACAACCCGAUAUUAGCCGAGAGCAAGCCUCCAGAGAGCAGGAAUUCGAGCGAUAUCUAGAGGAUCUCAUUUUUUAAAAUACAUAGCACAUUUAUUUGGAUUCAACGUA
This is a messenger RNA of Drosophila sechellia, 890 nucleotides long. Its product is annotated as protein FRA10AC1. Bases 82 to 858 code for a protein of 258 amino acids. The transcript has 2 exons. The record is from RefSeq and is a predicted model, not a curated record. NCBI's taxonomy places the organism in Eukaryota, Metazoa, Arthropoda, Insecta, Diptera, Drosophilidae. Gene Ontology annotation, biological process: dephosphorylation. Gene Ontology annotation, molecular function: phosphatase activity.